Dicentrarchus labrax (European seabass) is the source of this 2190-nucleotide messenger RNA. RefSeq names its product brain protein I3 (gene bri3). The transcript has 3 exons. The coding region runs from base 483 to 869 and encodes 128 amino acids. NCBI's taxonomy places the organism in Eukaryota, Metazoa, Chordata, Actinopteri, Moronidae. The record is from RefSeq and is a predicted model, not a curated record.
UACAGCAGCUCAUCACAUGAUUCUUCUCUUGUGACAAUCCAGACAGAAAGGAAAACCUUCCUCACUUCCAGCUGAGUUACAAGGUGCUGCGAUGAUAGAUUACUGUUGUUUUGGUACCAGAGGACCAACCGCGGGGAGGGAAAUGGAGUUAAGUUAACCAUUACCAGACUGACUCAGCUCAUUCCUGUCUCGAAAAGUGGACAUUUGGUAAAUUUUUUUUGGGGGGGGUUGUUGCGCCGAGGGGGACAAAGUUGGCGCAUGGAGAGGGACGAAGUUUCAUUUUGGCGCAGCGUCUUUUCUUUGUUUUCUUUGUUUUUGUCGCCACUGUGUCGCACGGCAACAAAAGCCAAGUAAGCCGGAGUUGUUGGUUGUUGUUUUUUUUAUUGUUGUUUUUUUUUUCACCCUUUUUCGGUCGCCGAGUUUAUUUAAGUUGAGGACGGAAGAAAAACGAGACAACUCGAGGACGCAUUACGUCGGGUGAGAUGGUGGACAGCAAACCUCUUCUCCAGGACAGACCUCCCGCCUACAACGCCGUCCCCGGGGCUUAUGAGUACGGCCCGCAACAGCACAGCUAUGGGGCCAUCCCGCAGCCGGCCCCGCCGCCUUACCCGUACCCCGACGGCCAAGGAUACCCAUCAGCCCAAAUGGCCCCUGCUGUAUCCCAGCAGCCCUACACUGGGACUUACACCAUCAUCCAACCCUCUGUAGUGGUGGUGGGAGGCUGUCCUGCCUGCAGAGUUGGUGUCCUGGAGGAUGACUUCACUUGCCUGGGGAUCCUGUGUGCCAUCUUCUUCUUCCCCCUGGGGCUCCUCUUCUGCUUCGCACUGCGUCAGAGAAGAUGUCCCAACUGUGGCGCCACAUUUGGCUAGAAGGACCAAACCACAGCUCAUGCACCUGCUCAUGCUCCCAUGCAUACACACACACACACACACUCACACACACACACACACACAAAACCCAGCAUAUUUGUGUCUUUUAUCUUAUGUUUUCUUAAUAUUGCACAUGUUGCUGUUGCCAUUAUGUUUAUGUACAACAAAUGAUCAAGAUAUUACCAUGAAUUAUGACUCGAGUUUUUAUUAGAGGCACGUGUAGAAAUCUAUUUUCAUCUGCGAGUUGAGGAUGUAUUCUAGCAUAUGUAAGUGUCCAGCUGUUGUCAGUGCCUUCACUACAUGCUGAGUGAUCAUCAGAGAUUCUAUCAGUCAUGAUUUCUUGUGUAGAUUUAGCUCAGUUAUCAGAGGAUCUGAGCAGAUUCCUUCAUGUUUUCGACAAGCCAGAAUUAACUGAGGCACAUGUAGUUUCUGUGCCCGACUUUCAUUUUUCUUUAUCUUUGCUGGCACACGUUGCGUAUGUUUGGUUAACAUUGUGCUUAGUAACAUUGUACUCACCACAGCAUCCAUGUUAGAUCACUGAUGUAUUAGCCUUUUCUGGAAAUGCAAACCUUUUUUUCUAAUUCUUUUUUUUUUUUUGGCUCAGUGUGUCACAUGGAUUAACGCAUACAACAUGUAUUAAAAAAAAAAAAAGACGUGUAAAGAUCCUUGGACGUGAACUGUCCCGGCUGGAACAAUGGACUCGCCUCAGACAGAAAGCCUGCACCAUUUUGUCUGUUUUUGUUGAUAUUUUUUUUUCUUGGGGCCAUAUUUGCACUGACCGUUUGUUUGAUUAUUCUGCUGGGUUGUGCUUUUUUCCAGGGCCAAUGCAGACCUCAGGUACAUACAAUCUGAAAUGCCCUUGACUUUACAACCUCAAUCACUGUUUGACUUCGUACUUCUACCUACUCUAAGAGGACUCUUUAUGUCAAAGCGCAGACUCCUCCUUUAACGUGCGGAGUUUCACUUCAAGGAAAGCAUGCCAAGAGCAAAAGCUGAAGAGAUCUCUGAAUAAUGUGUAUAAUCUCUGGAUUUUUUCUUAGUACUCUACUCUGUGACAAGUCACCCUGCCCCAUUCUUCCCAACCAGACAAUCAAUUGAGAAUGUCUAUGUCCCUGUAUGUGCAGUAUAUCCAUGUCUACGUCUUCCAUCACAGCAAGAUGUUGUAUAAUUGUCCAUGGCAGAAGAGAAAGAGAUAUAAACUGGGUGGGAGGGAUUAAAAAAAAAAAGAUCUUGCUUUAGAAAACACACUACGCACGCUCUUAUGAUUGAAGUUCUUACUUUUUAUAUAUAAGUUACUGUAAUUAAAAAUGAAUGCUACUUA